Messenger RNA from Onthophagus taurus, 1279 nucleotides. RefSeq names its product GDP-fucose transporter nac (gene nac). Lineage: Eukaryota; Metazoa; Arthropoda; Insecta; Coleoptera; Scarabaeidae. The record is from RefSeq and is a predicted model, not a curated record.
ACUUGUUUUACACGAACCGCUCAUGAAAAGUCUAUGAUUCAUACUGAACUGAUGCGGCAUAAAAAUCAAAAACUGAGAAAUAUUCACACAAAAUGUUACCGAAAACGGAUGGAUUAUUAAAAAAAUACAUCCAAAUAUUUCUGGUAGUGAGCGGUUAUUGGAUUAUCUCCAUUUUAACAGUAUUUGUAAAUAAGACUUUAUUAAGCGGUUUAAAUGUGAACGCGCCUAUGUUUAUAGCGUUCUAUCAAACCGUCGUUUCUGCUUUAAUAUGUUACUUUAUUAAGACGUUGAGUACAAUUUUUCCAAACUACUUUUCAUUUCCUGAUGCAACACCUUUUAAAUGGAAAACAAUAAAGGAUGUAUUCCCGUUAUCUGUGAUGUUUUUAUGUAUGAUUGCAAUGAAUAAUUUGUGUUUGAAGUAUGUUUCAGUGGCAUUUUAUUACAUUGGAAGAUCUUUAACGACUAUUUUUAAUGUAUUAUUCACCUAUUUGUUAUUAGGUGAAAAAACGUCAGGCAAAUGUGUGUUUUUUUGCCUUCUAAUUACGUUUGGAUUUUAUUUGGGAGUUGAUGAAGAAAACUUAGCUGGUAGCUUAUCAAUAAGUGGAACGAUUUUUGGUGUUUUAGGAUCCCUUUCAUUAUCGCUUUAUUCAAUUUUUACAAAAAGUGUCUUACCAAAAGUUGACAAACAAGUACUCUUAUUAUCUUACUACAACAACAUUUAUAGCAGCAUACUAUUCAUACCAAUUAUACUCAGUUUGGGUGAAUGGAACGAAAUUUUAACCAAUAAAGAUAUUGCUACUAUUUCCUUUUGGAUUUUAAUGACUCUCGGAGGUGUUUGUGGUUUCGCCAUAGGAUUUAUGACUUCAUUACAAAUCAAGGUUACUUCAGCGUUGACUCAUAACAUUUCUGGUACGGCUAAAGCUUGCGCUCAAACCGUUUUAGCGACUUAUUGGUACAACGAGGCCAAAACGUUUUUAUGGUGGAUAUCAAAUUUUAUUAUUUUGUUUGGAAGUGCUGGGUACGCUCGGGUUAAGCAACUGGAUAUGGAGAAGAAAUUUCGACAAUCUCCAGUUUACACAAAAGUUUAAUAAUUCAAAAACAAGUUUAUUUAUUUUAUUACGUUUUCAUUAAAAGCUAGAGAAUUAAUGUUUAAAAUGUAUGUUUAAUCUUUUAUCCUCUUUGCGUCAUUGUCACACUAAUAUUUACUUUUAGAACCUAAAAACAAGUGGAGAGCAAAUAGUAUUUUAUGAUACUACAAAUAAAGGAAGUUUUAACAAAU